AAACAUUUUCUGGAAAAGAAUGAUUUCUAAAUCCAGAUCUCGACCCAUAUCUUGAUCAUGUAGGUCAAGAGAGAGCACCAAACCAAGUUCCGUUUGAAAUCGAGGAACUGGAUUCUAUUCCUAUCCAAUCUGGCAGUCUCAGUGAAUGUUGGUCAUCGUCAAAGAAACAUGGCGGCUUCCGUAGUAUGAGAACCUCAGCUGUUUCCAGACAACGGGUUUCGCGUAUAUUUUACAGUUAUCUUUUAGUAUUAUUAUUGAACUUCCUCUCUUGUGUUUUAAUCUUGAAGUCAUGGUUCUAACGAAUCAGAAGGCCUACGACAUUUUGGGUCUCCCAGCAGGUGCUGAUUUGAAUUCUGUGUUGCUGAAGUAUAAGAAGCUGGCUUGUAAAUGGCAUCCGGAAAAUGAGAGUGAAAAACACUCCUCAGAAUCCCUCAAGAAAUUCAAGCAAGUCACAAUGGCCUAUAAAAGGUUGACAACAAAAGAUUUCAAGCAAGAUUUAUCCCUGACAGACUGCUUAUCCAUGUUCAGAGAUGUUGUUUCCUUCAGAAAUGUGACCAACGGGUCCAAGUAUGCCUCCUCAGACUCCAGUGAUGAGAACAACUCGGAGGAGGAGUGCUCUUCCGACUCUGACGACAACUCCCCAGUCAACAACAAAGCCAGAGACAAAGAUUACAGUUCGUCACAGGCAAACUCAGUGUCUAUACCAAAUUCAGAUAUAACAGAAGAGGAGAGAGAAAGGCGUCGAGCUGAGAAGAGAAGAGCCAAGAAAAAGCGACAAAGAGAAAGAAAACGUUUGGAGAAAGAACAAAAAUCCAACUCUUCAAAUAAAAAAGAUGGCAGAUCAACGUACGGUGAUGACAAGUCUAUAUUACACGAGGAUUCAAAUUCCGGUGAUGACACAGUAUUUGAUCCCACAUCAGCAUUUUUCACUAAGGUUGUCAGUAAAAAGAAGAAAAACGGGCACGUCCCGGAUCAUUCCCACAAUCACAAAGGCCAUGAAAAAGAUGACGAGGUUGAAGAUAUAGUAGAUCCCAGAGUACUCAGAAGUAGACAACUUGCCGUCCGUGGCAAUGAAAUGGCUCAAGUUGAUCAAUAUACAGCUGCAAUACAAUUAUUUACAGAAGCCAUCAGUCUUGACCCAGUAGAUUUUAGGUUCUUUGGAAACAGAUCUUAUUGUUAUGACAGAACAAAACAGUACGAUAAAGCAUUGAGAGAUGCAGAAAAAGCCAUUCACCUUGAUAAAGACUGGCCCAAAGGUUAUUUUAGAAAAGGUCGUGCAUUAGCAGGAUUAAAAAUGUUUAGUGAUGCAGAAAAAGCCUUUAUGCAAGUACUUAAGCUUGAUAAAAACUGUGAUGAUGCUGUGACAGAGCUCUUAGAAGUGAGGACACAUCUUCUUAUGGAUAUGGGGUUCUCGAAAUCGCGAUCUGAAGCAGCAAUUAAAAAACACGACUCUGUCCAAGCGGCCUUAGAUUCUCUCCUAACUGGAUGCGUUGAUAGCUCAGUGAGUGAUUUGUAUAUAUCCGACGAUGAAAACGAAGGCUUUAGCGUCCAUCGGCCUGCCCCAAUCCCUCCUCCAACAUCACACCCAACAGAUGUGAAAAUGGAAUUUGGCCAAGUGACCAGUGUUAGACCACUGCCGGACAAGUAUUGUGCUUUCAUCAACUUCAAAACUAAGGAGGCAGCUGGACGUGCAAUGCACCAACUGCAGGGUACAGAAAUAGAUGGCCAGAAGCUUUUAAUAAAAUUCCCAGACAACCCUUUAAGCAGCAAUUCUGGCAACAUAACUAUACGUAAACCAGUUUCUAGUGGACCAGUGAAACAAGGCAAUGUGAGAAAUGCACCGAAGCAGACAGGUCCAGUGAAUGGAGAUGAGUGCUAUUUCUGGAGGACGACCGGCUGCACAUUUGGCAGUGAUUGCAAGUGGCAGCAUUUCCCAAAGAGCAAAGGAAUCGACAGAAAACCCUGGCAGAAAUGAGACGUGUGUAGGGCCCUCGUGUCUGCAGGAGAUGUGUCUUAAAAGUAGCUGAGACUGACUUAAAUUUUUGUCUCCUUCCCCCCCUGCAACCCCUCCUGCAUGCAAAAGGUUUUUAUUUAUUGUGAUUGUUCCACUUGACUUUGUGUGCCAAGUGAUGUAGAUCUGUGGUCAGCAGCAAUGUCCAAAGACUUUUUUUUCUUCCCGUGGGAAAGCGAAGGCGUGUAGGAGGAUUUUUCUUUCUCUCAAGAUUCAUGCCGACAGCGUGCGUGUACUCCUUCAGGCACAAGUGUGUAGAUGUGAUGUGAAGGACGCGUGCUGUAGGCCACCAGAGCACAAGAGAGUGUGAUGGAUGUGUAACAAAAACGUUUUGAACUUAGGAUUUUUUCCUGCUCAUUACAUCACUGUCAGAUUUCUUGGUAUAUAAAUAUAAAGUAUUACUAGAAAUUGCUCUGCCAAUUUAUGAAGAUUUUAGCAUGUGUAUUUUUUUCUAUCUAUAUAGCACAAAUUGUUGGAAAGAGAAUGAGAUUUUUCCCUCUGUAUAGAUCUAUUGGUCUUUACAACAACAAAAAAUCUUUGUAUAAAUAAGCCUUUGUGAAAUGCACAUUGAGGGUCGUGGUUUUAGAUCCCCUUUUCUUGAAAGAUAAUAGUCCGGAUACGUUACUAGUUACUCUCGGCGCACCUCUCUCUCUGCCCUUGUUCUUUUCAGUCUUGCUGUCAUGUGGAGUGAGUGUUGGGGAAAUGCAAUAAUGUCUUUUAGGAAGAACCCGGGACUGCCUUCAUAGCGUUUAAACAGGUUGGUAAAGGUAGCUGCUUGUCCAUGCUGAGAAAAGGAAGUCAUUGAGAUGUUCCUAACUUGUUUUGUUGAAGGGUUUGGGAUGUUGUUCUGCCCCGUGCAGCUGUCUUAUUGCUUGUCUACAGUCGAAUUGGACAUUUCUUUAUCUACCAUUGGAGAACCUUUUUUUUUUCUUUGUGAACUGAUUCCAUCAAUGCUGUUAAUGAGUUUUUGACCAAGUUGUGUUUUUUGAAUGAUGGAAAUUAUUUUAAUUCUUAAAGAUACCUUCUGCUUUGUUAGGGGCUUGUGAGUGGUCGGGGUUUGCCACUGGUAGAUCCUGCUUCUUUACUUACCCA
Molecule: messenger RNA, 3103 nt
Organism: Aplysia californica (California sea hare)
Lineage: Eukaryota; Metazoa; Mollusca; Gastropoda; Aplysiida; Aplysiidae
Molecular function (GO): metal ion binding; protein binding; RNA binding
Source: RefSeq, a predicted model, not a curated record